AUGUCAAGUGAAAUAAUACCGGUUAAUACAUUAGUAAAUAAUCGUAACCAAGGUGAUGGAGAUUGUAUACAUGAAAAACCAAUACAUGAUUCUAUUUAUGUUCUAACAUUAAAUCAUGAAGAUACUAUUAUGAUUCAUAAUGAUAAUACCAAUGAAAUAGAUAGUAAUAGAUUAUUUAAAUAUUCAAAAUCUUCUAUUCAUCAUGAUGAUAACAAUAUUCAAAAUAAAUUAAAAGAGAAUCGAAUUAGUAAAGUAAUUUCUAAUACAAAUUAUAAUAAAUCUAUAAUGGAUACAAAUAAUUGUUAUUCAACAUCAAUGGUACAAUUGUAUUCUGAUCAUAACAUAUACGGUGAUGAUAAUAUUCCUAUAUGUUUAAAUAGAUCAAAUACACCAUUGUUACAAACUACUAGUACAAUGAAUAGUAAUGCAAUGAUUUGUAAACAUAUUGGUAAGGAAAAACAUUUAGUAAUAAAAGAACAAGAAAUAUUGACAAUAUUAGACAAAUUGAAUAGAAUAUCCUGUAUAAGUAAUGGGAAUUCUAAUGUUUUAUCAAUGUCUAGUGGUAAUCCAGAAAAUAAACCAAACAUUACUGUAGCCUCACCAGUAGCAUCGACAAAAUCAGUAACAUUAACAGAUUUAAAAAUAAACAACGAAAUUUCAACAACUUAUAGUCAAUCAUCAUCGGAUAUUGAUAAUGCACAUAACAUUUCUAGUUGUAAUUAUCCUGAUGAUGCAAGUAUUUAUCACAGAAAUGUCAGUGGAUACAUUGAUGAUGUUGUUACUUCUGACAUUCAUAAAAUAACUUCAAGUCGUAAUGGUAACAAUUCACUUAAACAAAAAAAUCUUGACAAUUUUUUCAAAAAUAAUAUGAAAUCACAAGAAUCUUGUUCAACAACAACAACAACAAUAACAGUAUCAAUCAAUACAUCACCGGUCUCUUCAUCAUCAUUUAGUGUCAACCAAUCAAAUAGUCUUGAGUUAAAUCAACAUCAACGACAGAAACAAAUACAUCAUGAUCAUAGAACUCUUGUCUCUUCAUUAUGUCCAUUUGAUUCUCCUUAUUUAUUAAGUCAAUGUUCAAGUAAAUUUGCUAAGAAAAAACCGGUUACUACUACUACUACUACGACUACGACUAAUAAUAAUAAUAAUAAUAAUAAUAAUAAUAAUAAUAAUUCUACAGUACAUGAUCAUAAGGUAAAUAGAAAUGAUAUGAACAAUCAUUUACAUUCAUCAACUUCAGUUAGCAACAAUCCCCAAAAUCGCUGUUUAACAACUACUGAAAACAGUGUUAAUAGUCAUAGUGAUAACAACAAUGAUAAGUAUCCAACGAAUAAUUCAUAUGAUAUAAACAUAACAGUAAAUAAUAAUAAUAAUAAUGAUAAUUACAAUGAUGAAACCAAUUUAAUAAUCAAUUACCUACCACCAUAUAUGUCACAAGAACAAGUGAAAGUAUUAUUUUCUACAUGUGGUAAAGUUGAAAGUUGUAAAUUAAUACGUGAUAAAUCGAGUGGUGAAAGUCUUGGUUAUGCAUUUGUAAAAUAUUCACAAUCAAAUGAAGCACAACAAGCAAUAAAUACAUUGAAUGGUUUAUCAUUACAAAAUAAAACAAUUAAAGUAUCAUUAGCUAGACCAAAUUGUGAAUCAAUUAAAGGUGCAAAUUUAUAUAUUUGUGGUUUACCUAAAACAAUGACACAAAAUGAAUUAGAACAAUUAUUUAGUCAAUAUGGUCGUAUUAUAACAGCACGUAUAUUAUAUGAUAAUAAGACAGGUAUAUCACGUGGUGUAGCUUUUAUACGUUUUGAUCAUCGUUAUGAAGCUGAAUUAGCUAUACAACAAUUAAAUGGUCAUCAACUACCAUCUAAAUAUUCAAAUGAUAUACUAAAUAGACCUAUUACCGUGAAAUUUGCCAAUUCACCAAAUUCAAUAAAAUUUGGUAAUCUUAGUUUUGAAUUAUUAAAAAAAGCAGCUCAAUUACAAGCUGUUACAACAUCUAUUGCUACGCCAUCAUCAUUAUCACGAAAUGCUACUUCAGCAGUUAUCGCCGCAGGUUUAUUAAAUCCACUACAGCAACAAAUAGCGACAAUAUCGAAUCGAUUAAAAUAUUCCAUUACAUCACCUAGUUCCACUGAAACAGACCUACUUUCGACAAUGGCUAGUACUGUAGCUAUGAGCAAUUCAAUUUUAGCACCGACAAUUGUAGCAAGUACUGGUGGCUUAACACCUGAUGGUUGGUGUAUAUUUGUAUAUAAUUUAGCUCCAGAAGUAGAAGAAUCUAAUUUAUGGCAACUAUUUGGUCCAUUCGGUGCUGUACAAUCUAUUAAAAUUAUAUAUGAUACAAGUAAUAAUAAAUGUAAAGGUUUUGCUUUUGUUACAAUGAGUAAUUAUGAAGAAGCUGUAUUAGCGAUUCAUUCAUUAAAUGGAUUUAUAUUAGAUAACAGAAUUUUACAAGUAUCAUUUAAAAUAACCAAUAGUAAAGCAAGAUCAUUUGCAUUGAGUGCAUUAUCAUCAUCAUCAUCAUCAUCAUCGUCAUCAUCGUGUCAAUCAAAUUCUAUGUCUUUUAAUACAUUAAUAAAUUCAUCAACCAUACAACAAACAUUAUCAAAUCAACAAGAUCAUUUUAAUUCAGAGACAAAAAUUGGCACCAAAAAUUCACUGAACAAUUAUACAUCAAUUACAAGUAAUUAUGAAACAAAACAAACACAACUUCAACAACACACAUCACAAUUACAUCAUCAAAAUAAUCGAAAAAAAUUAUCUACAGAAUUAAAUGAUCAUACUUCUUUCAAAUCAAUCGUUACAAAUACACAGGAGAAAUCUGUUUUCACUAAACAUUCACCUAUCCAAUUAUUAACAAAUAAUUCUAACAAAGUAAACAAUAUUAAUAGUAAAUAUAAUAAAACAGUAUUAAAUAGUAAAACACCGACAGAAUUAUUUGAUUCAUUCAUAGUUGAACUACCAAUUAAAUCAAAACAUCUAAAUUUAGUAAAUAAUUCAAAAAAAACAAACAAACAAAUAAAUAAAACUAGAAAUUUACAAAAGAAAAAACGGUGACUUUAAAAAAAAAGACAACAUACUAAACAAAAAUCUGUCAUAGUAAUCACUUGUAGAAUAUAAUAGACAAAAGAUAGAAACAAAUAAUAAGGUCUUAUGAACCAGUAGUAGAUCAUUAUUGAUUAGUUUUUUUCUCUCUCUCUCUCUCUAUAUAUAUAUAGGGGGAGAGGGGGGUAGAGAGAGAGAGAGAGAGAGAAGGAUUUCAUGCCUUCAUUUUUCAAUAUUCAUUUUAUUCACAGUAAACUCAAUAUCUACUUAGUUAAUUUUUUUUUGAUUUCAUUUCAAUUUAUUGUAUUAGGUUAAAUUCAAUGUUGAGUUUUAACGAUAAGUUUAUAUUUUUGUUAUUCUAUUCAUUUUAUGUUUAGUUCAUGUUAAACACAUUGUAUUGUAGUAU
Molecule: messenger RNA, 3445 nt
Organism: Schistosoma spindalis
Lineage: Eukaryota; Metazoa; Platyhelminthes; Trematoda; Strigeidida; Schistosomatidae
Source: the annotation of a GenBank genome assembly